Molecule: messenger RNA, 3150 nt
Organism: Girardinichthys multiradiatus
Lineage: Eukaryota; Metazoa; Chordata; Actinopteri; Cyprinodontiformes; Goodeidae
Product: interleukin-2 receptor subunit beta-like
Exons: 11
Coding region: 208-1857 (549 amino acids)
Biological process (GO): cytokine-mediated signaling pathway; immunoglobulin mediated immune response
Cellular component (GO): external side of plasma membrane
Molecular function (GO): cytokine receptor activity; protein binding
Source: RefSeq, a predicted model, not a curated record
AUGAGGUGAGAGGGAGGGGCAGAGCUGAGGCGAAAGUCAAUUGUGUUUUAGUAGAGAGAAAGAGGACAGAGAGAGAAAUAAAGGAAAUCUAAUCAUCAGGCCAGAGCAGGAGGACGUGAGGAUGUCAGUCCUCUUACUGACCACCUGCUGUCAGGAUACAUAAGAUUUGAACCGCUCUUUGUCCAGGGCCUAACGAUUACAGAUUCAAUGAUAUUUAAAGUCAUGUCGCCGGCCGUGGAGAUGCUGUGGUCCCUGUGCAUGCUUCUGGUUCUGCUUCCAGUGGAUCCAGCUGACGCUCACACAGGCUCUCCUGGACUCCUCUGCACAAAUGACUUUGUUAACAAUGUCAGCUGUAGUUGGACCAGAUCAUGGGUUGGUUCUGCUGAGAACUGUUGGAUUACGGGAGUGAAGAAAUAUUGGAAAUCUAGAUCAAUUGAAUUAAUAGCCCAAAGCUGCAAACUGAAACAACACAGAAAUUCUUCUCUGGGCUGCAGUUUUGUCUUUGAAAAGACAGCUUUUUCUGGUUCUGAAGUGAUGCCAUUCAUCAAUUUAACAUGUAAUGGCACACUGGUGAAGGACAUUAAAAACUACAAGCCAGUGGAUCACAUUAAAAUGCAUCCUCCAGGAGCUCCACAGGUCAACAUCACUGCCAAUUUCACCCUGAUAUCGUGGACUCUGGGGAGUCCUGUCUCAAUGUAUUUUGAGGCUUCCUUCAACUUCGAGCUUCGGGUCAAACAGAGAGAACAACAAUGGAAGGAUUCCAAAGAGUUUAACACAAAAGAGCAAGAGCUGAGAUCUCCUGUGGGGAAACUAAAGGGCAACCUGGAGGUCAGAGUCCGAGUCAAGCCGUCUAAUAGGGACAAGAGCCACUGGAGCGAUUGGAGCCCGACAACAUCCUGGGUGGAUUUGGCAGAUAAGAAAGACUGGUCACCAGAUCAGAACUCGGUGAAGUGGAUCUUACUUCUUCUCAGCUUGUGUCUCCUCGUUAUUGUUUUGCUGGCCUACUACAAGAGCUGCAAGGCCCGAGGGCUGCUUAAAGGGAAGCCGUUACCAAACCCUUCAAAGUACUUCCAAACUCUCCAUUCGGUCCACCAAGGAAAUCUGAAAGAAUGGCUCAAUCCCCUUUCAGGGACCCAAUCAUUCAUGGUCCCUUCAUGCGACCAAAUUGCGCAAGUUGCGGUGUGUGAGGACUGGAAUGAGAUGAUGCCCUCUCCUUCGCCAACUUCCAGCUCCACAAGCACCUUUCUUCACUUCCACAGAAACUCCAUUUCUUGCUCAGACAACAGCGGCGUCAUCUACAACUCUUCCUCUCUGUCUAGCUUCUCUAAUGUGGGCUAUUUCAUAUCCAGCUCCUGCAGCGGCUCAGCUAGGACCAACCCCAAUCCGGCUUACUUCACCUAUCAUGACAAUUUCCAAAACCUUCCCCAAAUCAACGGCCCCCAAUUCUGCCUCUAUGAUCCUCUUAAUUCAUUUCCUGAAUAUGAAAGUCUGAAGAGGGAGCCAGAGAGCCCUGACUCUGGUUUUGGCAUCAUGAAGGAAGAUGAAAUGAAAGAGACACACAGAGUCAUUUGCAGAGAAGGGGAGGAAGUUCUGAAUGAUCAGAGUUCCCCACUUCUCUUCCUUCCUCUUCACCUUUCUUCUCACCUUCCUUCCUCUCCAUCAGCUCAUCCUUCUGCUUUGACACAGCCCUCUGAAAGCCAAAUGGAUGCGGCUGAGACAGAUACCAGCAGUAGCUCGGCUGCUCAGCUUGUUGCUGGUGCCAUGUGCAGGUCCUCUUCUAUGCUGGUGGAACCCUUCAAAACCGGUUAUCUGACACUCAAAGAGCUACAGAUAACAUUCAGCAAUAAAUCCAUCUAAAAACUAGGAGCUAAAACUGAUAAGUUGGAGGAAUUUAAGAAGUGUUUCUAAGGAAAAAACAGGCAAAAGCCAACCUUGCAAGAAAAUUCAAAGAUAAAAGUAAGGGAGCAGGCUUUAUACUUUAAUAUCUUUAUAAAGUCUUGGUAGCAGAGAAGAAAUAAUGAGUUGAGAACUAGCUUUAACCAGAACUUUUCUAAGCAACUGACCAAGACCAGGGAACAGCGAACUUGGCUGCAAUUACAAGUCAGAGUGUUUCUCAAAGACAUUUUAAAGCCAUCUGGCUGACAGCUGGUUGGACCAGAAAAAAGGCUGAAGUAAAGUUUGUGUGGUUCAAGUCAGGUCUCUUAAUCACAGCAAAAAACAAAAAAACACACAAGUGACAUAAAACUUUUUACUUGGGAGGUCCCAAUCUGAUCCCGUGGUGUCAGAAUUCCUGAUGAAACUCAGCUCCUGCGGCCAUGUUUUGGGAAUAUGUUACAAGCCACACUGUCAUAUCAAAACAGAGACCCAACAUGCUAAUGUUAGCCUAGCACUACAGUUAACUUUUUUGCAUUAAAAACGUGGUCUUCAGGAACAAGACGUAAGUUUAUUGAAGGCUGUAGCUGUACAUUUUGAAUCAGGUAGCUUAUAAAUGAUUAGGCUAUGCAUAUUUUAGAUGAUAUGUUGUUAGCUUUCUUAACCAAGCUAACCCAUGUUGGAGCAGCAUAUUAACAAUGUCCUGCAGAAACUUUGGUUGGAACAAAAUAUCUGUAGCUGUUUAGAAAUGCAAAUAUUAGACACUGUGGUGUCAUUUGCAAGUGAGAGAAGUGGGACACAUUAUUAAUGUACACCAUGUAAUACAGAUGAAACAUAAUGCAUUAUUGUAACUCCUAGACAUGGCUUUGAUUUUUAUGAAGUAUCACACUGGGACUGUUUUGCCAAACAUAUUUUAAAGACUCAGAUCAGUAGAGGGGACAGAAAAUCCCGAUGGAGACAUGCCUCAGUAUUACAUCAACUUUUUCUGUGGCUGCUUUUUCAAAUAUACCAUACAGAUGAGGUGAUCUAAACUGUUGUUUUCUCGAAUAAUAUGAAAAGUUGAAAAGAUGGUGAAACCUAAUAAAUGAGCUGCUAGAAGCUGCAUAGAUGUGAGAAGGGGAAAUGCUGAUGAAUAUGUGCUUCUUUAACUUCAAUGCAAAUUUUUACUGUACUAUAUUGUUAUAAGAGUUAGCUUCACCUGCAAUUAAAUGCUAAAUAAUCUGCUAUGAUUUGGCAUUAUUUAUCAAUGAUUUUCCUCAAUAAAGACAUAUACAACUA